AUGGCGGCAUCUCAGGCUCUCGUCAUCCUCUCCCUGUGCCUCUCAUCUACACUUCUCUUCUCAUCCGCUCCUGCUCAAGGUCAGCCCGCUCCGCCGCCGCCGCCGUUGAACUUGAUCGACACGCUGCAGAAAGCCGGCCAAUACUCCACGCUCAUCCGCCUCCUCGGCACCACAAGGGUCGGCGACCAGCUAGCUUACCAGCUCAACAACUUCUCGAAAGCCACCUUCUUCGCACCCACCGACGCCGCCUUCAACAGCCUUCCCUCGGGCUUCCUCAACACCAUGUCGAUGGAGCAGCAGGUUAAGCUCCUCAACUUCCACGUCGUUCCCCAUCUCUUCACUUGGAACGACUUCAAGAAUGGCGUCCCUCCCCAGGCGACUCAGGCCUCCGGACCCAACGGCCCUUACGUCCUCACCUUCACCUUCAUCUCUGACCAGCAGGUGAAGGUGAGCACCGGGUUGGUGGAGACGAUCUUCACUAAUGCUCUGAACUUGACGCCGCCGCUAGCAAUCUAUCAGGUCGACAAGGUGCUGAUUCCACCCGGUAUGUUCAGCCCCUCUUCCGCAUCGUCGUCGUCGCCGGCACCAGGCAGCGGCUCUGCGCCAUCUUCUUCUGCUUCACCACCAUCGUCCUCUGCGCAACCACUUGCACCUUCCUCGUCAUCGUCACCCCUGCCAUCAGCGCCAACACCGACGAGUUCUUCACCUCCAACUCAUGCGCCGCCUAGCAAAUCUGCUCCGUCGCCAACCACCCCUCGUGCCAGUGCACCUGCUUCCACCGGUUCAGCGCCGGCUUCGACCAGCACUGAAACUGGUUCAGCACCUGCCGGUGCCCUUGGGCCCUGGAGCUUGAUGGGCAGCCUCAUGGCCGCUGCACUGGCUACAAUGGUUUAG
This is a messenger RNA of Nymphaea colorata (pocket water lily), 894 nucleotides long. Its product is annotated as fasciclin-like arabinogalactan protein 6. NCBI's taxonomy places the organism in Eukaryota, Viridiplantae, Streptophyta, Magnoliopsida, Nymphaeales, Nymphaeaceae. The record is from RefSeq and is a predicted model, not a curated record. The coding region runs from base 1 to 894 and encodes 297 amino acids. The transcript has a single exon.